UCGACGUUGUCAAUACAAUACAUCAGUGAGUAAUACUAUAACCACUGUCCAGAGGUCUUUAUUUCGAUUACACACACACACACACACACACAAACCCAUCCCACGAAUCACGCUCGUUACAGCACUGCUGCGUCGUGGACUGAACUGAACGUUACGUGUGGCAAUUGAUCACAGUCGAUCGCUUUGUGUGCUGUUGUCGAGUUGUUCCUAUAGUGACUAUUGUCUCUUCCUCGUUCAGCAACUCCGACGGUUUUUGUUAUUAUAUCCGUGUCUGUCCGCACACGAUACCACACCUCUCACAUUUGUCACAUCGUCAUCAUACAUCCGACAAAAUGGUCUUGUUGAAAACCACACUGGUCGUCUUCCUGGCCGUCGCGUGCGUCUCUGCCAUCAACCCGACGGUCGCCAAGCAGUCGCAAGAUCAUGCCGAGCAUGAAACUGAUUUGCCCGUCAAAUCAAUUAAACCAUUAUCAUCUGGAAAUAAUACCGUUUUAAUUCCACCCACAACUCCCACUUCUGUUAUUCAAACUUCAACUAACUCCUCAACUAUAGAAGUGGAACCUACAAAAAAUUCAACAACUACAACACCAGCACCAACUACUACACCCACAACAACUACUACACCAUUACCAACUACAUCCUCCACAACAACUACUACACCAUUACCAACUACAUCCUCCACAACAACUACACCAUCACCAACUACAUCCUCCACAACAACUACACCAUCAUCAUCAACUACUGUGAGUCCAAAUGUAACGACUGCUGUACCACCUACUCCAGAACCAUCUCCGGCUAGGAGUUGGGAUGGUCCAAGUUUCUUAGGUGGCAUGGUCCUAGCUUUUGGUAUUGUUGCAGUCGGAUUUGUUGGAUACCGAUUCUUCUACUUGGGACGUGGUGGUGCCUACCAUACUUUGUGAACAUUGAUAAUUUGAUCAAAUUAUAAAAAUAUAUAA
Molecule: messenger RNA, 956 nt
Organism: Melanaphis sacchari
Lineage: Eukaryota; Metazoa; Arthropoda; Insecta; Hemiptera; Aphididae
Product: cell wall protein DAN4-like
Exons: 4
Coding region: 333-920 (195 amino acids)
Cellular component (GO): cytoplasmic vesicle
Source: RefSeq, a predicted model, not a curated record